Rangifer tarandus platyrhynchus (Svalbard reindeer) is the source of this 1350-nucleotide messenger RNA. Lineage: Eukaryota; Metazoa; Chordata; Mammalia; Artiodactyla; Cervidae. The record is from the annotation of a GenBank genome assembly.
AUGCGGGAAUGCAUAUCCGUCCACGUGGGCCAGGCUGGGGUCCAGAUCGGCAAUGCCUGCUGGGAGCUCUUCUGCCUGGAGCACGGCAUCCAGGCCGAUGGCACCUUUGGCGCACAGGCCAGCAAGGUCCAUGAGGAUGACUCCUUCACCACGUUCUUCAGCGAGACCGGCAACGGGAAGCACGUGCCCCGGGCCGUCAUGGUCGACCUGGAGCCCACAGUGGUGGAUGAGGUUCGGGCAGGAACCUACCGCCACCUCUUCCAUCCAGAGCAACUGAUCACGGGAAAAGAGGAUGCAGCUAACAACUACGCCCGGGGCCACUACACGGUGGGCAAGGAGAGCAUCGACCUGGUGUUGGACCGCAUCCGCAAGCUGACAGACGCCUGCUCGGGCCUGCAGGGCUUCCUCAUCUUCCACAGCUUCGGGGGCGGCACUGGCUCGGGCUUCACGUCUCUGCUCAUGGAGCGGCUCUCCCUGGACUAUGGCAAGAAGUCCAAGCUGGAGUUUGCCAUCUACCCGGCCCCUCAGGUCUCCACAGCCGUGGUGGAGCCUUACAACUCCAUCCUGACCACGCACACGACUCUGGAGCACUCAGACUGCGCCUUCAUGGUGGACAACGAGGCCAUCUAUGAUAUCUGCCGGCGCAACCUGGACAUCGAGCGGCCCACGUACACCAACCUCAACCGGCUCAUCAGCCAGAUUGUGUCCUCCAUCACAGCCUCACUGCGCUUCGAUGGCGCCCUCAACGUGGACCUGACCGAGUUCCAGACCAACCUGGUGCCCUACCCCCGCAUCCACUUCCCGCUGGUUACCUACGCGCCCAUCAUCUCAGCUGAGAAGGCCUACCAUGAGCAGCUGUCCGUGGCUGAGAUCACCAGCUCCUGCUUUGAGCCCAACAGCCAGAUGGUGAAGUGCGACCCUCGCCACGGCAAGUACAUGGCCUGCUGCAUGCUCUACCGGGGGGACGUGGUGCCCAAGGACGUGAACGUCGCCAUUGCCGCCAUCAAGACCAAGAGGACAAUCCAGUUUGUGGACUGGUGUCCCACGGGCUUCAAGGUGGGCAUCAACUACCAGCCCCCUACGGUGGUCCCUGGGGGGGACCUGGCCAAGGUACAGCGGGCCGUGUGCAUGCUGAGCAACACCACGGCCAUCGCCGAGGCCUGGGCCCGCCUGGACCACAAGUUCGACCUCAUGUACGCCAAGCGCGCCUUCGUGCACUGGUACGUCGGAGAGGGGAUGGAAGAAGGCGAGUUUUCUGAGGCCCGGGAGGACCUGGCUGCCCUGGAGAAGGAUUAUGAGGAAGUGGGGACUGAUUCAUUUGAAGAAGAGAAUGAAGGGGAGGAAUUUUAA